This is a messenger RNA of Anopheles darlingi, 3441 nucleotides long. RefSeq names its product importin-9 (gene Ipo9). The record is from RefSeq and is a predicted model, not a curated record. Gene Ontology annotation, biological process: protein import into nucleus. Gene Ontology annotation, cellular component: nuclear envelope; cytosol. The transcript has 6 exons. The coding region runs from base 88 to 3255 and encodes 1055 amino acids. NCBI's taxonomy places the organism in Eukaryota, Metazoa, Arthropoda, Insecta, Diptera, Culicidae. Gene Ontology annotation, molecular function: small GTPase binding.
GCGGAAAGUUUGUUUUGAACGUACCGCGUGUUUCCUUCUUUUUUGUAAAACGAGGAAAACCAAAAAUCCUGGUGGGAAAAAGGCACGAUGGCCCAAAAUUCUGAUGCCGUGAAGCAGGCCAUGUUCGAGGAGCUGCAGAUUAUUCUGAAUCCCGACUCGGAACAGCGGAAAUCGGCCGAGGCCAGACUAGCACAGCUGAAGUUUACAGAAUGGUACGGUGUGAGUUUGGCCGAAUUUACCAUCGACCAGCACAUUCACAUCGGCAUCCGGCAGCUAGCAUCGGUGAUGCUGAAACAGUACGUGGACGAUUGUUGGACCGGCGAGGGCGAUGAGAACGAAGAACAGGACGGUGUGAGGGCUCUCAGCGCGAUGCCAUCCGAUCAAUCGACCGGUAUGCUGCUGGUGAAUGAUGAAGCGAAGAAGCGGAUAAAGAAGCUGCUCCCGGAGGGGCUGUACGAUCAGAAUAGCAAGAUACGCUCGGUCGUUGCCUACUGCAUCGCGAACAUAGCCCUCUACGAUUGGCCCGGUGACUGGCAGGAGUUGUUCGAUGUGAUCGUCAAGUGUUUGAGCGGCACCGAGAACUCGAUCGAUGGUGCAAUGAAGGUGCUGGUCGAGUUCACACUCGAGCUGGACAAACAGGUAGCGGAUGUCGCUCCACUGAUACUGUCCGAGGUGUACCGGAUCUUUUCCGCCGACACGAUGUACAGUGUUACGGCGCGCAAGUAUGCGGUCGAGAUCCUUUAUGCCCUUCUCCGUAGUAUCAACGUGAACCUUACAACCCGCCAUCAAAAAUCGGCUAUCUUGAAUCCGGUGCUGCCAAAUUUUAUGCAGCGCUUGAUCGAGGGUCUUACCGCACCGAAUGGUGCUCACAGUAGCUUUCAGCUGAAAACGCAAAUCAUCAAAGUGCUAAAGUACAUGAUAUCCGAUAUGUCGAAAUUCGUGCGACCCUACAUUGGCACGAUUCUGCCGACAAUCUGGCAGCUGCUUACGCAGUUGGCCGAUUUCUACGUCAAAGUCGUGGUAAAUGAGCUAGAAAGCGGCCCCUUCAAUGGUACCGGGCCAGAGGGUGAGGACGAGGCGGACGAUUUCGUGCAGAUGAUACUGCAGAUCUUUGAGUUUGUGCACACGAUCAUCGAAAUGAAGCGUUACAAGGCGGCAAUCACGAACGUGCUGACCGAUCUCGUCUACAUUACGCUGCUGUACAUGCAGAUCACCGAGGAGCAGGCUCAGGAGUGGAUGGAAGAUGCGGAAAAGUUCGUCGACGACGAGGAUGAGCAGGGAGUCGAAUUUACGAUUCGUGCCACGGCCCACGAUGUCCUGCUGAUCGUGGAGCAAGAGUAUGGCAAGCAGCUACUGCCGUGCUUUGCCGAAGCCCUCAGCAAACACAGUGCCGUGGCGGAGGUCGAUCGAAACGCGGGCAAUCCACACUGGUGGAAGAUACACGAAUCGUCCAUGCUAGCGGUGGGUUCGUUCAAGGGACUGAUCGUGGAAAGUGGUCCCGCUGGUGGGUUUAAUAUGGGCCAGUACCUCGCGUUGAUCAAAAUGUUAAUGGAAAGCCAGGCAUCACCGUACCUGCUCGGUCGCUGCCUAUGGCUGUUGAGCCGAUACGCUGACUGCGAUGUACUGGGACAACCGUUCGCGGAGCAGAUCGUUAAUGUGGCUGUCAACAGUAUGGCACUCGAUAAACCGAUCGUGCUGCGGAUCAUGGCCGCACGAGCCAUCCAUGGAUUUUGCACUAAUUUGAAGGGCACGGCCGAUGAACGGAUGCACGUGUUGAUCCUGUCGAAAAUACAACACUUCCUGGAUGGUUUGCUGCCACUGUUUGAGCAAUCACAAAACACGGUGGUCUGCCUGUUGCUGGAAGCCCUAAACGCACUCAUACUGUUCGAUGCGAACGCCACGGCUACGCUGGGCCCAAAGAUCAUCGAUGUAACGAUGGCCGUGUUCAUGAAGUAUCAUGACGAUCGGUUUCUGCUGGAAAUGGUACAGGACGUGCUAAGAACCCUAUCCCAGAAUCCGCUCUGUCUUCCGGCGCUCCAGGAGCGCAUUAUUCCCACACUCGUGGACAUUCUCGGCAACGAAGCAUCCGACUCGACGCAUGCGCCAGACGUUGCGCUCGAUGUGCUGCAAACGCUCGUCAAAUACGCGAAAGCACCGCUGAGUGAGGCUAUGAUCGAGAGCGCCUUCCCGGCCGCGGUUCACUGUGUGUUGCGCACGGAGGACCACUCGGUCAUGCAGUCGGGUGGUGAGUGUUUACGCUCUUUCCUGGCCGUUGCUCCCGAACAAAUCGGACGCUAUCGAAACGGUGAAGGACUCAACUAUGUGCUGCAGGUCGCGACGAUGCUGCUGAAUCCGAUGAACACCGAAUCGACGGCGUCCUUCAUCGGUCGGCUCGUGAUCACCAUCAUCACGAAGGUGGGCCACAUGCUGGGUGACUCGGUGGAUCUCCUGCUGAAAGCGGUGAUCAGCAAGAUGCAGCUAGUGGAAAGCCUAAACGUGAUCAUGAGCCUCGUGACAAUCUUUGCGCAUCUCAUGCUGCUGCAGCUCGAUGCCGUCCUUAACUUUCUCAGCACCGUACCGGGCCCAACCGGUGAGACGGCCAUGUCAUUCGUACUAGCGAACUGGCUUAGCCGCCAGCAUCUGUUCUAUGGUCAGUACGAGGGUAAAGUUACAACGCUGGCACUGUGUAAGCUGUUCGAACACGGUGUCACCACGAUGGACGAGCGGUUGAACUCGGUCAUGAUCAAGGAGCAAGUCGCCGUGUCAUCCACCCUACCACCGUCCACAACCGAACGACGCGUCCUCCGUUCAACAGGUGCCAAAGCGGCCACCACCUGGGUCGAUACACCGGUGCUGGUAAAGAUCUUCAAGCUGCUACUGCACGAGCUAGCCAAUCUGCGCGAUACGGCCAACGAGGGCGAGCUGGAUAGUGAGGAAAGUUCGAGCGGCGACGAGGAUGGUGGUGAUGGUUCAUCAACGGCUUUUCGAUUGGGAGACGAAGCGAAGGCGUCCCGCCCGUCGGCGCUGGAUGCACCGCUUAACUUUGCCCUUGGCGAGGACGAGGAGGAAGAUGAAGACGAUCGGCAGCUGCUGGCGGAACUGAUGGCUGAUCCGAUCUUCCAGUGCGAAACCAUCGACUAUCUGACCAAGUUCAUCGAGAGCUUCAGCAAGCACGAGAAUUUCCGCGCCUUCCUGGAGAAGAUCGACGAGAAGGAGCGGAAGAUUCUGCAAUCGUUUAACAUCUCACUGCAAUGAGCACGGGAUCAUAGAUCAUGAUGAUCUGCCUUUUUACUCUGCUCUGUUCCUUGUACACCGAUAUCCUAGUCCUUCAAGGGCGUCAAAGCGAUAAGAAAGUGAGAACGAACACUAGAGCGCCUUCAACGGGAAGUGAUUCCGAGAAUCGACCCAGUGUUCGAUGAAAUAUAUAGUAACUUCAUACUU